Messenger RNA from Parathielavia appendiculata, 1101 nucleotides. RefSeq names its product 3-carboxy-cis,cis-mucoante lactonizing enzyme. Bases 1 to 1101 code for a protein of 366 amino acids. The transcript is spliced from 3 exons. NCBI's taxonomy places the organism in Eukaryota, Fungi, Ascomycota, Sordariomycetes, Sordariales, Chaetomiaceae. Gene Ontology annotation, molecular function: protein binding; 6-phosphogluconolactonase activity. The record is from RefSeq and is a predicted model, not a curated record.
AUGCCCCUCCAUCACUUGAUGAUUGGGACCUGGACCCCGCCAGGAGCCAUCUUUACGGUCGAGUUCGACGACGAGAACCUGACGCUGAAGCUGGUCAAGCGCACAGAGAUCCCACACGACGAGCCGAUAUCAUGGAUGUCAUUCGAUCAUGCCAAGAAGAAUAUUUACGGCGCCGCCAUGAAGAAGUGGUCCAGCUUUGCCGUCCGGAGCCCAACUGACAUUGUGCACGAGGCAUCACACCCCAUGAAUCAUGACCCCAAGGCGAGCAGCCCUGACACGAACACGCGCGCCAUCUUCCUGCUUGCGGCCAAGCAGCCACCCUACGCCGUCUAUGCCAACCCCUUUUACAGCCACGCCGGCUUCGGCAGCGUCUUCUCCGUCUCAGACACAGGCAAGCUCGAAACCAACAUCCAAAACUACCCGUACCAGCCCAACACGGGUAUCCACGGCAUGGUGUUCGACCCGACCGAGACGUACCUCUACUCGGCCGACCUGACGGCCAACAAGCUGUGGACGCAUCGCAAAUUGCCCUCGGGUGAGGUCGAGCUGCUCGGCAGCGUCGACGCGCCGGAUCCGGGCGACCACCCGCGCUGGGUCGCCAUGCACCCGACGGGCCAGUACCUCUACGCGCUUAUGGAGGCGGGCAACCGGCUCUGCGAGUACGUCAUCGACCCGGCGACGCACAUGCCCGUCUACACGCACCACAGCUUCCCCCUGAUCCCCCCGGGCAUCCCCGCGCGCGACAGGGAGACAGGCAAGGGCCUCUACCGCGCCGACGUGGUCGCGCUGACGUCCAGCGGCAAGUACAUGUUUGCGUCCUCGCGUGCCAACAGGUUUGACCUGCAGGGCUACGUGGCCGCCUUCAAGCUGCGCGACUGCGGCAGCAUCGAGCGUCAGAUCUGCCUGAACCCCACCCCGACCAGCGGCGGCCACAGCAACGCCGUGUCGCCGUGCGACUGGAGCGACGAGUGGAUGGCCAUCACGGAUGACCAGGAGGGCUGGCUCGAGAUGUACCGCUGGAAAGAUGAGUUCCUGCACCGCGUCGCGCGGGUGCGGAUCCCCGAACCUGGGUUUGGUAUGAAUGCGAUCUGGUAUGACUGA